AUGGGCCUUGGCGGAAGAAUAGGCAAUGUCUCCCUUGCCAGUCCUACUUUCAGAGAGGCCUCUCAGGCGGCUUGCAGGGCUUGUGCCACAAAUGGACGCCUGAGCCAAAACGCCCCAACUCCCUCUAGACGCCGGGCUCGGUCGUCCUCCGAUGAUUCUGACUCUGACAAUCAGCCGCUAUCUCAGAGACAUCGGCGCCGAGCCCCUCGCCCGAUGUCCGACUCCGGCCCAUCAUCUAUCCCUUCUCCUCCUCCAAAUGUAGCUGCCUCUCCUACAUCCCCUCAGGCGACUCCACCUUCAAUCCCGAGCCAUGUGGCUGAUCCUCCUACUUCAUCCAAUAAUCAGGCUGAGCCCCCAUCGGCUCCCCCUGCCACCUCACAGCACGCUCAGGACGAUGAAGCUGGCCCCUCAGAAUGA
Molecule: messenger RNA, 417 nt
Organism: Zingiber officinale
Lineage: Eukaryota; Viridiplantae; Streptophyta; Magnoliopsida; Zingiberales; Zingiberaceae
Product: nucleolar protein dao-5-like
Exons: 1
Coding region: 1-417 (138 amino acids)
Source: RefSeq, a predicted model, not a curated record